AUGGGGGUAUCACUGCCUUCAUAUCCUUACCCACCACCCCGUGAUGGAUAUUGGGGUCCUGUGACAUCGACCCUGAACUGGUGCGAGGAGGAUUAUUACGCUACACCAUAUGCCGCUGAAAUCAUGAACUCGUUCACCAACCUCGCAUUUGUCUACCUGGCGUAUCGAGGGAUUGCCAGCUGUAUUCGAAACGGGCAUGACUGGGUGUUUCUCAUUGGCUUCAUCAGCUAUUUGGUUAUCGGCCUCGGGAGCUUCUUGUUCCACGCGACUCUCAAGUAUGAAAUGCAGCUUCUUGAUGAAUUGUCCAUGGUUUACACCACGUGCAUCAUGUUCUAUGCUAUCUUCGCGCACCGGAAGUCGGUGACGAGUGCGGUGUUCACCGGGCUGUUCACCACGUUCAUUGCGGUUUUCAUCACGGGCUAUUAUUACUAUAUCAAGGAUCCGCUGUUCCAUCAGAAUGCAUUUGCUCUGCUGACGGCCGUCGUCUUCUUCCGGAGCCUCUGGGGGAUGGAAGUGACUCUUCGGCCAUCGCGUCGUAACAAGCGCCCUGAUUUUGUUCCUGCCCGGGAUAAGGCUGAGCAGGCGAGGAGAGAUCGUCGAGAUCUGGACAUUCUGAGGACGAUCUGGAGGAGGAUGAUCCCCGUUGGUAUGGGCUCCAUUGCUUUUGCGUUUCUGAUCUGGAACUUGGACAACAUUUUCUGCACUACUUUACGGCAGUGGCGCCGUCAGUUUGGCCUGCCUUGGGGGAUACUGUUGGAAGGUCAUGGUUGGUGGCAUGUUUUUACGGGCAUUGCCCAGUAUUUUAACUUGACCUGGAGCAUAUGGAUGAGAUAUUGCGUCGAAGGCAAACAAGAUGACUUCGAAUUGGUCUGGCCGUCAACUCUCACCACCGUUCCAAGUGUGGAGCGGUCACAAUCUAUCCAAUCGGCUACAGGCAGGAAAUCGGCGUUAAAAAAGAAGGUCUGA
Messenger RNA from Exophiala aquamarina CBS 119918, 966 nucleotides. RefSeq lists its product as uncharacterized. Bases 1 to 966 code for a protein of 321 amino acids. Gene Ontology annotation, cellular component: endoplasmic reticulum membrane. Gene Ontology annotation, biological process: ceramide catabolic process; ceramide biosynthetic process. NCBI's taxonomy places the organism in Eukaryota, Fungi, Ascomycota, Eurotiomycetes, Chaetothyriales, Herpotrichiellaceae. The record is from RefSeq and is a predicted model, not a curated record. The transcript has 4 exons.